AUGAAAUCUUUUCUGGUAGCAUUUACCACCUUGAUGGCAGUUGUUGGGCUUGUUGCGGCAAUGCCCGCGCCACAAGGUGUGGAGGCAGACGUAAGGCUUCCUAGUCUUGGGGAGGCGUUGGAGGCGGCGAAGGGCGCUUCAGCAGGAUUUGGUAAAAUCUAGGGUACUGCUGGCAUAUAGGGGCUGCAGGUAUGUACUACAACAAAGAGGAUACUCCACCUCACCCUCAGCAAACAGCGGAAUGCCGAGUGAUGCAGCUGGUACGGCAUCAAAUACUGAUAUAGGGCAUAUGUCAGACACCACUGCUUCUCAAUAUACUGCGUAAUAAUCACCAGGCAUCAGUAAUUUCUCUUAAGAGAGUUUACCUUAUACCGCGUCACGCUAAGCUCAUCUACGUCCACUCUACAGGAGACAUUGUGAUCUAGCCGGAGAAAGAAGAUAGUAAAGAGAUGCGGAUAAAUGGCUAAACCUGCCUCGUACCAGAUAAGGAAGGCUUCUACUUUGGUUGUUUCAAGACAGCCCGUGGCAGAUCUCUAGGACAGAGUUCGGUGCACCUUUUAGUGAUAAUUCAACAUAUUUAGGGGUUAUUUCC
Molecule: messenger RNA, 592 nt
Organism: Aspergillus piperis CBS 112811
Lineage: Eukaryota; Fungi; Ascomycota; Eurotiomycetes; Eurotiales; Aspergillaceae
Exons: 2
Coding region: 1-162 (53 amino acids)
Source: RefSeq, a predicted model, not a curated record